UAAUUAGGGUUGGCGUUGUAGGUGAACAUAUAUGGAAAGGUCAGAGAAACAAAGAUACAAUACUCCCGUAUGAACCCAACCACCCACUAAUCACCGAUCAAACUAUCAAUACAGCAACAAUCUGCAAGAAUAAUCAGCCUUAAUUACAGCUGGCUUGAUCUGCUUAUUAAGUACUUAUGACCUUCCAUGGACUUUUAUUAAUUGACAAACCCGUUGUUCUUACAUUAAAAUCUUUCCGAAUCGAGUUAUUAUUACUUGUUAUGCCUUAUAGAAGUAACAGUUAUUCUAGAAGCUCAAGGUUCUUGCUUCUGCAAAAUCCUCUGGUUCUGCUCAUUCACCAUGUCCAUGACGCCUAGAUGGAGCAGAAAGAAACCCCAUUUCCCUUUGCUUGCAGUUCUUCUCCUGGUUUUUAUAGCUUGUUCAAUUCUCUACAAUGAAUUCAGCAUUCAACAAAUCCAUGAAAGCCCCGAUCAUGUUACUCGAAGCAGUCAACAAACUCCAUUUACUUAUGUAAAACCAAAUCUUCCAAAAGGAGCUUCAGAGGUUUUGGAUAGAUUCAGUAGUUGCAACUCUACUAGGAGCUACAGUGGGAAGAAAAUUCGGUGGGUUGACCCAGAUGCAGAAUCGGGUCGGCGGAGGAGUAUAAGCCAGGAGAGCUGUGAUAUUUUCUCUGGAAAAUGGGUGUUUGAUAACGAAUCGUAUCCGCUUUACAAAGAGUCCGACUGUCCAUAUAUGUCGGACCAGUUGGCAUGUCAUAAGCAUGGAAGGUCUGAUUUGCAAUAUCAGUACUGGAGAUGGCAGCCUCAUAACUGCAAUUUGAAGAGAUGGAAUGUGACUGAAAUGUGGGAGAAGUUGAGAGGGAAGAGGCUAAUGUUUGUGGGGGAUUCUCUGAAUAGAGGUCAAUGGAUAUCAAUGGUGUGUUUGUUACAGUCGGUGAUCCCAGCAAAUAAGAGAUCCAUGACUCCUAAUGCUCAGCUUACCAUUUUCAGGGCAGAGGAAUAUAAUGCCACAGUGGAAUUUCUUUGGGCUCCACUUCUGGUUGAAUCUAAUUCUGAUGACCCAGUGAAUCACAGAUUGGCUGAACGAACUAUCCGUCCAGAUUCAGUACUCAAGCAUUCAUCACAGUGGGAGCAUGCAGAUAUACUAGUUUUUAACUCAUACUUGUGGUGGAGACAAGGCCCAGUUAAGCUGUUAUGGAGUGCUGAGGAAAAUGGAGCCUGUGAGGAACUCGAUGGACUAGGAGCAAUGGAGUUGGCCAUGGGAGCUUGGGCAGAUUGGCUAGCAUCGAAAGUCAUUCCCCUGAAGAAACGUGUCUUUUUUGUUACUAUGUCACCAACACAUUUAUGGAGUCGAGAGUGGGAACCUGGAAGUGAAGGAAACUGCUAUAAUCAGAAGACACCUAUCAAUGAGGAGAGCUACUGGGGAAGUGGCUCUGACUUGCCUACCAUGCGCAUGGUGGAUAAAGUGCUUUCCCAUUUGAGUUCAAAGGUAUCUGUUAUCAAUAUUACUCAGCUCUCAGAAUAUCGAAAAGAUGGCCACCCUUCCAUCCAUAGAAAAUUUUGGGAGACACUGAGCCCCCAGCAAUUGGCAAACCCUGCAAGCUACUCUGAUUGCAUACACUGGUGCUUACCGGGCGUGCCUGAUGUGUGGAAUGAAUUAGUAUUCCAUUUUUUGUAAAAAUAAAUGAAUAAUUGAAAUUCUUUUAGUGGCUUUACAUAAGCAAUAGGAAAAAGAAAGUUUAAUUGUGAAUUCUUUGCCAUUUCUGGAAUGGGAAUGACAACUGUGUCCGCUCUUGGAUGGUUGAGUGAAAUGAUUGCUUAUAACAACAGAAAUUGUAUUUCUUUUUUUGUUUGUCUAGAACUUGAAUGCCAGAGGGCAUGAAGACUUUUACAUAUCUUAAUACGUCUGACCAUGUACAAGGUGAUUCUCUAGAUUCAUCGGAGAUGAUGGCAAAUUUGACUUUGGCUAUUUUCUUCUGGAAGCAACUUGUGUAAUACCUUUCUGAUGCCUAUUGUUGCAUUGCCUACCCUUGUGCUUUUGGGUCUGGGGAUAAAGAAUGAGAAACAAUUCUAGGUGACACAUGCCUCCAUGAUACAAAAAUUCUAAGUGACACAU
This is a messenger RNA of Durio zibethinus, 2115 nucleotides long. RefSeq names its product TRICHOME BIREFRINGENCE-LIKE 35 (gene TBL35). Lineage: Eukaryota; Viridiplantae; Streptophyta; Magnoliopsida; Malvales; Malvaceae. Gene Ontology annotation, molecular function: O-acetyltransferase activity. The record is from RefSeq and is a predicted model, not a curated record. Gene Ontology annotation, cellular component: Golgi apparatus.